This is a messenger RNA of Pezoporus flaviventris, 3522 nucleotides long. It is a transcript of the gene FOXP4, whose product is annotated as forkhead box P4. The coding region runs from base 348 to 2354 and encodes 668 amino acids. The record is from RefSeq and is a predicted model, not a curated record. The transcript is spliced from 17 exons. Gene Ontology annotation, molecular function: DNA-binding transcription repressor activity, RNA polymerase II-specific; RNA polymerase II cis-regulatory region sequence-specific DNA binding. Gene Ontology annotation, biological process: regulation of transcription by RNA polymerase II. Lineage: Eukaryota; Metazoa; Chordata; Aves; Psittaciformes; Psittacidae. Gene Ontology annotation, cellular component: nucleus.
GGAUUUAACUGCGCUGAGGCUAAUAAAGGCAUAAAAGAAAGGCAUAAAAACCCCAGCAGUGCCGGGCAGGGCCAGCCGAGCAUCGUGCUGCAGCCGUCAGAGCCUGACCCUGAACCCUUCACUUGCUUCCUCCCUGUCAUGGUUUAUUCCACGAAGUAGAUUUUAGGUGAGUGGCUUUCUGCCUGCCUGCUUAUUGUGAGUCUGCAAGCUGGGGACGCUCCUGUAUUUGUUCGCCUGUAGCAAGAUCUGGAUGGGGACCACCUAGGAGAAGCUGUCACGGGCUUGGGAAGAGAUGUCUUCAGGAAACAGGGACAGUGGAGGAAGGAUGGAGGUCCUGCUAGCAAGUCAUGAUGGUUGAAUCCGCCUCGGAGACAAUACGGUCCACUCCGUCCGGCCAGAACGGGGUCAGCAGCCUCAGCAACCAGCCCGAUGGCGGCGGCACCGGCGGUGCUGCGGCGGGUGCAGGGCGAGAAGGAGCCACGAGCGGGGAGACCAACGGCGAGAUGAGCCCCGUGGAGCUCCUGCACUUCCAGCAGCAGCAGGCUCUCCAGGUGGCACGCCAGUUCCUGCUGCAGCAGGCCACGGGGCUGAGCUCCCCCAGCAGCAAUGAGGGCAAGCAGCCGGCGGUGCAGGUCCCCGUGUCCGUGGCCAUGAUGUCCCCGCAGAUGAUCACGCCGCAGCAGAUGCAGCAGAUCCUGUCACCGCCCCAGCUCCAGGCCCUCCUGCAGCAGCAGCAGGCGAUAAUGCUGCAACAGUUACAGGAAUACUACAAGAAGCAACAGGAGCAGCUUCACCUGCAGCUAUUGACACAGCAGCAAGCUGGAAAGCAGCAACCCAAAGAGCCGUUAGGGAACAAGCAGCUGGCCUUCCAGCAGCAGCUCCUGCAGAUGCAGCAGCUCCAGCAGCAGCACCUGCUAAACCUGCAGCGCCAGGGGCUGGUGAGCCUCCCACCGGGGCAGGGCUCUGUGCCCCUGCAGACCCUGCCCCAAGCUGUGUGCCCCUCAGACCUCCAGCAGCUCUGGAAGGAGGUCACGGCCGCCCAGCCCGUCGAGGACAGCAUCAAGCAAGAAGGUCUCGACCUCACCACCAACACCUCCAACUCUACCUCGUUUUCGGCCGCCAAGGUCUCGCCUCCCAUUUCCCAUCACCCUCUGCCCAAUGGACAGAGCACCAUGCACACGCCGAGAAGGGACAGCUCUUCCCAUGAAGAGACCCCUGGCUCCCACCCGCUCUAUGGCCACGGAGAGUGCAAGUGGCCUGGCUGCGAAACCCUCUGUGAGGACCUGGGACAGUUUGUCAAACACCUCAAUACAGAACAUGCACUUGACGACCGAAGCACGGCCCAGUGUCGAGUCCAGAUGCAAGUGGUACAGCAGCUGGAAAUACAGCUGGCAAAGGAGAGCGAGCGUCUCCAAGCAAUGAUGGCCCAUCUUCACAUGAGACCUUCAGAGCCAAAGCCUUUCAGCCAACCUCUGAACCUGGUCUCCAGUGCCACCCUCUCCAAGAGCACUUCCGACACGUUCCCUGAUGGCUUACCUCAUCCCCCCACCUCCGCCACGGCGCCCAUCACCCCGCUGCGGCAGGGCCCCUCCGUCAUCAGCUCUUCCACUUUACACAACGUGGGGCCCAUCCGCAGGAGAAACUCGGAGAAGUUCUGCACCCCAAUAUCUUCAGAACUUGCACAGAAUCACGAGUUUUACAAGAACGCCGAUGUCCGGCCGCCCUUCACGUACGCCUCCCUCAUCCGGCAGGCCAUCCUGGAGACCCCCGACAGGCAGCUAACGUUGAACGAAAUCUAUAACUGGUUCACACGGAUGUUUGCCUACUUCCGGAGGAACACGGCUACCUGGAAGAACGCCGUCCGCCACAACCUGAGCCUGCACAAGUGCUUCGUGCGCGUGGAGAACGUGAAGGGAGCCGUGUGGACCGUCGAUGAGCACGAGUACCAAAAGCGAAGGCCACCAAAGAUGACAGGGAGUCCGACUUUAGUCAAAAACAUGAUUUCAGGACUCGGUUACGGAGCACUUAAUGCAAGUUACCAGGCUGCGCUGGCAGAGAGCAGCUUCCCGCUGCUGAACAGCCCCACCAUGAUCAACACGAGCUCCGCCAGCGGCAUGCUGCACGUGGGCCACGAUGACGUGAGCAGCACCGUGGAGCAGGUCAACAGCAACGGCAGCAACAGCCCGCGCCUGUCCCCGCAGCAGUACAGCCAUCCCGUGCACGUGAAGGAGGAGCCAGCCGAGGCAGAGGACGACAGCAGGCCCGUCUCGCUGAUGGCCACCACCAACCAGAAUGUGACGAUUCCCGACGACAGGGACCUGGAGGAGGAGCUGCCGGUGGAAGACUUGUCCUAAGGACCCCUUCCUCCUCCCCACCGAGGGGCAAAACCCUUCCCACCAUCCCGGCCGGAGACCAAGCGACGGCUCCCACCUCCCCAAGGUGACCUUCGGCGUUAACCUGUUUUUUAAAGGCACUUCCACAAAGCAAAAGGGUUUCCUUGGUGCAACGACCUGUUGCUGACGGCGCGUCCCUCACGCUCCCCACUGCCCCGCGCUGCGCCCCGGUGACUGACUGAGCCCUGCUUCAGGGGACAUCCCUCGACAUGAGAAGCGAAAACCCAAGAGCUGGACUUUUUCUCCCCUCCUCCCUUGGUUAGUGAGUGGUGAACGAGGAUGGUAGGUUGUUUCUGUCCGAAAUGGUCCCUCCUUCCUUCCCUGUGCGAGGGAAGGCAGCUCCGUCCCCUCUUCCCUGCGGUGCUCGAGCCUCCAGCAGCGACCGCCCCGGCAAGGGAAGGCGAUGGCAGGAACCCGCUGUCAUCUCUCCCAUCACCCAAUGGGGUUUGCACUAGGAGGGACUGUGGACCCUGCCCAUGUGCUGCUUCCACCUGGCUUUGGGGGAAGAAACAGCAGAAACAGGAGGCAAGUCCUCUGCCAUGGUCUGGAUGUGAGGCUUGCACCGUUGUCUCCCGGCUGGGCAAGGAUGAGGACCGGUGCUUUAGUGGGACUGUGUCCCCUUGGCCUUGCCACCUCUAGCAGGUCCCUAAACCACCCAGCCCCUGGUCCACGAUGGUGGGGAGCUGGUGGCACCAGCAGUGGUGACCGUCUCCAGCCAACCACCAGUGAGGGCACGGCUCCUGCUUCCUUCUUGAUGUCAUCUGCAGCAGGUUACACCCCUCUCUGUGGCCCAACUUCGGCUUCAGGGGGGGCUCCUGACCCCUGUGUGCCCGAUCCCUGCUCCAAAGGCUCCAGGGUGUCCGAGGCUGCAGCUCGGCCAUCCUGCUGGUGGCAAAGCCAAAUCAGUGAGCCCUUGUGGUGGCCAAACCUGGCCGUGGCCGCUGAGCCGAGCCUGCUGCCUCCGGGGCUCCCACUUUCAUCUUGUCCUUUCGUUAUCCUUUUGUGUGCGUCCAGAUGGGAAGAUACCAAAAGAUUUCUAGAGACAGAAGGUCCGUAGUUCAGGUGAACAGAUGGUAUUAAUGCCAAAAAGAAAAGAAAUAUUAAUAAUAACGAGAACAACACAACCAAA